This is a messenger RNA of Protopolystoma xenopodis, 219 nucleotides long. The record is from the annotation of a GenBank genome assembly. Lineage: Eukaryota; Metazoa; Platyhelminthes; Monogenea; Polystomatidea; Polystomatidae.
GCCACGAUGGAAUACAAUGAACAGAAACAGAAUCUCCUAGAGGCCGAGGAAGAGCUGCUUCUGCUCAAGGCUCGCCUUAACCAUGCUCGAACUCAGUACACAAGAUUACAACGAACCAACCUCUUGAACACCGCCUUUCCUAUCUGGUAUGAUGGCCAUAUCGGUGUUAUUAAUGGUCUCCACCUGGGCCGACUUAGCAACAAUCCGGUAGGAAAUUAG